Messenger RNA from Cladocopium goreaui, 918 nucleotides. The record is from the annotation of a GenBank genome assembly. Lineage: Eukaryota; Dinophyceae; Suessiales; Symbiodiniaceae.
AUGCCGGGGGUGGGCUUGAGCAACUUUCUGAAGAGCUUCAAUGCAGCGUCCAGUUCGAGAUCGUUAGAUGCACCUUCGUCCACAGCAGCACCCAAAUCAAAGGCCGCUGCCAAGCCCAAGGCUGCAUCCGUCAAGGCCAAGGCCAAACAUAGUGGUCCAGCAGCUUCAUCGAGUGAUGGUGCAUCGCAAAAGGUUGCUGUUGGAAAUGCAGGAACUGUUAGCUCCAAGCGCAAAGUUGUUGUCGUUGAUCCCUUUGUUGCUGGUGGUGAUGAUGCUUCAACAUCCCCCGAGAAGAAGAAGUUACGUGAAGUGGAUGACCUUACCGAGGCUGAUGCCAACACAGUGCAGACCUUCAAUUCCAAGCUUGAUCCUCUCAAACUGGUUGGCCCACCAAUCGCCGAUGCUGCCUUCAAGACUUACAUGACAGACCAGAUCCAGAAGGCGACUCAGCUGAUCACUGAACUCCGCAUCAAGAAGAAAUCAGCAGAUCGGAGGAAUGGUUCCAAGACCAAGACCAACAAGGCAGACAUUAUGUUUCUGGAGAAGCUGACGGAAGUGGAGACUGAAGUCAAGGAGGUGCAAAAGUUGCUUAGAUGUCUCGCCGGGCAGAUUUCGUUGGAUGCAGAUCGAACUCUCCUUCAAGCUCUUGAUGAAGCUGCCUCCAAACGUAACAUGUCAUUCAAUUCGUCUGUCAUCAGAAAGGCGUUGAAGAUUGCCAUGUAUGACAACCUGAAACUUUGCCAGUUCAACGAAAUGGCCAAUGAGACAUACGAGUUGAUCAGUGCCCGAUUCAUCACUGACGAUGACAACACCAACGUGACAUCCGAUGACUUUUACUCGAUGGUCUGCGGGCAGGUCUUGCAAAAGCUUGCAAAGACUGCACAAUCCAAAGUUCGCAGCAAGGACAUAUCAUGGUGA